AUGGAUAGUUAUCAGUGUUCAAAAUGCGAAAAAGUAUUCAAUUACCUUUCUUCUUUACAGAACUACAGGAAAACUCAUAGUAAAAUUGAUAAGGUUUUGCAAAAAAUUAUUAUGAAAGAACAGGAAAAGGCAAUUGCUGCUAUUACUACUGAACAACUAAACGAAUUAUCAGAAGUAAGCAACAUCAAAAUACCAGAGACGAAUGAAAUAGAAAUGAGUGAUAUUGAACUGCUAGACAAAGAACCAUUAAGCGACAAAGGAGAGGAAAAAGAGGAGGAAGAGCUCAUGGUUAAAGAGGCUGAAGAGGUUGAAGAGGUUGAAUAG
Messenger RNA from Funneliformis caledonium, 324 nucleotides. The record is from the annotation of a GenBank genome assembly. Lineage: Eukaryota; Fungi; Glomeromycota; Glomeromycetes; Glomerales; Glomeraceae.